This is a messenger RNA of Propithecus coquereli (Coquerel's sifaka), 3417 nucleotides long. RefSeq names its product helicase-like transcription factor (gene HLTF). The transcript has 22 exons. Gene Ontology annotation, molecular function: nucleic acid binding; ATP-dependent chromatin remodeler activity; hydrolase activity, acting on acid anhydrides, in phosphorus-containing anhydrides. The annotation marks the transcript as partial. The record is from RefSeq and is a predicted model, not a curated record. NCBI's taxonomy places the organism in Eukaryota, Metazoa, Chordata, Mammalia, Primates, Indriidae.
GUUGGACUACGCUAUUACACAGGAGUAGUUAAUAAUAAUGAAAUGGUGGCAUUACAACGAGAGCCUAAUAACUCCUAUGAUAAAAAUGCAAUUAAAGUAAACAAUGUGAAUGGAAAUCAAGUUGGCUAUUUAAAGAAAGAUCAUGCAGCUGCUUUGGCCUAUAUCAUGGACAAUAAGUUGGCACAAAUUGAAGGGGUAGUUCCUUUUGGUGCAAACAAUGCUUUUACCAUGCCUCUGCAUAUGACCUUUUGGGGAAAAGAAGAAAAUAGAAAAGCGGUUUUAGAUCACUUGAAGAAACAUGGACUUAAAUUGGGUUCUGCACCAAAAAGUAAGUUUAGGCUUAAAACAGAAUUUGACAAAUUGUUUGAAGAUUUAAAAGAAGAUGAUAAAACUCAUGAAAUGGAACCAGCUGAGGCUAUUGAAACGCCAUUGCUUCCACAUCAAAAACAAGCUCUAGCUUGGAUGGUUUCACGGGAAAACAGUAAAGAACUUCCACCAUUCUGGGAACAGCGAAAUGACUUAUAUUAUAAUACAAUAACAAAUUUUUCUGAGAAAGACCGACCAGAAAAUGUCCAUGGAGGGAUUUUAGCUGAUGAUAUGGGUUUGGGUAAAACUCUUACGGCCAUUGCAGUAAUUCUUACCAACUUCCAUGAUGGCAAACCUCUUCCUAUUGAAAGACUUAAAAAGAAUCUACUGAAGAAGGAAUGUAAUUUUAAUGACAAAUCUGUGAAACUUGGAGGAAGCAAUGCCAGUGAAAAGGCAGAUGGACUAAGCAAAGAAGGAUCUAGUGAAGAACCCAGUGUUUCAGAUGUUAAGAAGAAGAAGAAGUAUCCCAUGUCAGAACUGUCUAGCUCCCGCCCCAAAAGAAGAAAAACUGCUGUCCAGUGCAUUGAAAGUAGUGAUUCAGAGGAAAUUGAAACAAAGGAAUUGCCACAGAAAAUGAAAGGCAAACUGAAAAAUGUACAAUCAGAGACUAAAAGCAGCGUAAAAGCAGGAUCUUCUAAAGUUAAAGAAGAUGUGGUGUUUGCAUGUGCACUUACAUCAUCUAGAGCAUCUGCAGCAGAAGGUUCAAAGAAGACUGAUGCUGAACAAAGACCAAGAACAACACUGAUCAUCUGUCCACUUUCUGUAUUAAGCAACUGGAUUACUAAAGGUAAUAGUCCAUUACAUAGCAUAAGGUGGCUAAGAGUGAUCCUGGAUGAAGGACAUGCCAUACGAAACCCAAAUGCUCAGCAGACAAAAGCUGUACUUGAUUUAGAAGCAGAAAGAAGAUGGGUAUUGACAGGUAAUCAUUUGAUAAAAUCCCAAAUAAGAGAUUUUUUUUAAAAAACCUUUACUAAGGCUAUAAAACACUACAAAUUAAAACAUUAUUUUUUGUUCUUAUUGGACCAACUUAUAAUAGAAAUAAGUUAUAUAACUCUUUGUUUUAUCCUGACUAGGCGUUUACAGUGCCUAAUUAAAAAUAUUACACUUAGAAGAACAAAGACAAGCAAAAUUAAAGGAAAACCUGUUUUGGAGUUACCAGAACGUAAAGUAUUUAUUCAGCACAUUACACUUUCAGAUGAAGAGAGAAAGAUUUAUCAAUCCGUGAAAAAUGAAGGCAGAGCUACUAUUGGAAGAUAUUUUAACGAAGGGACUGUCCUUGCACACUAUGCAGAUGUCCUGGGUCUUUUGCUUAGAUUGCGGCAGAUUUGUUGUCAUACUCGUCUCCUUACAAAUGCAGUGCCUUCUAGUGGUCCCUUAGGUUCAAGAAAUUGUUAUUCACGGUUUUUUUACCUGCCUACAAAGCCACAUGCUAAAUGCCCUUUAUGCAGAAAUGAAAUACAUAGAGACAAUUUAUUAGAAUGUACUCCAGAAGAAUUGGCAUGUGAUGGUGAGAAAAAGUCUAAUAUGGAAUGGACCUCCAGUUCGAAGAUUAAUGCUCUAAUGCAUGCAUUGAUUGACUUAAGAAAAAAGAAUCCCAACACAAAAAGUUUAGUUGUUUCUCAGUUUACGACAUUCCUGUCUUUAAUAGAAACACCACUUAAAGCCUCUGGAUUUGUGUUUACUCGUUUAGAUGGUUCCAUGGCCCAAAAGGAAAGAGUUGAAUCAAUUCAGUGUUUUCAAAACACUGAAGCAGGAUCUCCAACUGUAAUGCUUCUGUCCUUAAAAGCAGGUGGAGUUGGUUUGAAUCUUUCUGCAGCUUCUCGAGUGUUUUUAAUGGAUCCAGCCUGGAAUCCUGCUGCUGAAGAUCAGUGCUUUGACAGAUGCCAUAGACUUGGCCAGAAGCAAGAAGUUAUCAUCACAAAAUUCAUUGUGAAGGACUCUGUUGAAGAAAAUAUGAUGAAAAUACAAAACAGAAAGAGAGAACUUGCAGCAGGAGCCUUUGGAACUAAAAAAACAAAUGCUGAUGAGAUGAAACAAGCUAAAAUUAAUGAAAUCAGAACUUUAAUUGAUUUAUAGUUUGUGGGACUUUAGUAAGAAGACUACUGUAUGUGAGAGGCAUCAUAAUCUGGAUGGAAGUUGGGCUGGAUGACAUCCAAAGUCGUUUCCACUUCUAAAGACAUCUUAAUCUUGAAUGUAAAAACUUCUUUGUUAAAUGUGUGUUUAGAUUCAGAAUUUGGUUUUGGAACUUCAGUAACUCAUCCUUACAUCUCUCUGUAGGAUAAGUCAUCUUUUUCUUUUUUGUUAAUAAGCAGACUCACAGUAGUUGCCAUAGAAUUCUGGAUGACUUUUUGAGUCAUACUGAAAAUGAAUAAGCUAGAAAUUUAGCAGUCAGGUUAGGUAGUCAGUGGUUUUAUUUCAUUAAGGAAAACUUUUUUUUUUUUAAUCCAAAGAAAGAUUAGUUAUUGUAACAAGAGAAGCUUCAUGUUUGAUGAUACAGAUUUAGGAAUACCUUAGAUAAAUUUUGAUUGAAAGAUGAGAUUGGAGGCAUCGCUGUUACAGGGCACACACCUAAGGUAUAUGCCAAAUCUCUCACCAGCUAAGUCCUCCCCUCCCUGUGAUUUAUCUCUUGCUCAAAGAGAACAGUGGAUUAGUCAGAAUCUUUCCAGUCCCUUUUCUCAGCAGUGGCAGAGGGCUGAUACUCAUCAAGACCAAGACCUUUCUGCAGGGAUGAGAGUGGAAUAACUUGGGGGUGGUCUGCUAGCAUUAGGAGCAGUAGGAAAGUUCUUUACUUGUAGUCCAGCUUACACAUACAGAAAAAAUCAAGUUGCUCAGAAUAUGGGUUCUUCAUAUACCUGUACUCUAGUGAGAUUAAGUUAUAAACAAUUUUGGCAAAAAAACAACACAAUCAACUCUUCCUGCUUAUGAAGGCAAAGCCUUACAAACUUACUGUUAAGGUGAAGGAAGACAGUUUGCUUCUUUACCCAGACAUUUACAGAGUUGUGUUUUUAAACACAUUCAUAAGUUUGGCAAGUCAUUUAAAAAAUAGCUUUG